Messenger RNA from Abrus precatorius (Indian licorice), 2334 nucleotides. RefSeq names its product probable 28S rRNA (cytosine(4447)-C(5))-methyltransferase. Gene Ontology annotation, molecular function: RNA binding; rRNA (cytosine-C5-)-methyltransferase activity. The coding region runs from base 87 to 1910 and encodes 607 amino acids. Lineage: Eukaryota; Viridiplantae; Streptophyta; Magnoliopsida; Fabales; Fabaceae. Gene Ontology annotation, biological process: maturation of LSU-rRNA; rRNA base methylation. Gene Ontology annotation, cellular component: nucleolus. The record is from RefSeq and is a predicted model, not a curated record. The transcript has 17 exons.
UCAAAUUUUCAGGAGAAAAAAGAAAGGCACACAAUACAAUUGCAUAGAACACGAAACACACUCCACAAGUGCCACACAUUCCUUCAAUGGCUCCCGCUCGGAAGAAACCUUCGAAGCCACUCAAAGCCCCGAAGAACCCUAAGAAGACCCAACUCAAAGACCAUUCUACCUCCGAAUCCGAAGAAGAAGCGCCGCAACAACAACAGCUGCUCGAAUUCGGCGACGACUCAGCUUCUGAGUUAUCUUCCGAUGGAGACGAUCCAUUGGUAGACGAUUUCCUCCAAGGAAGCGAUGACGAAGAGAAAGCGUCAGGUUCGGAGUCAGGUUCGGGUUCGGAUUCUGAUUCGGAUGAUGACGAUAUUGAGGAGAAGUCGAGAGCUAUUGAUGAAGAAAGGGCGAGAGAAGAAGAGGAUGCAGAAGCUGAAAUACAGCUCAACAUUAAGGAAGAGUCUGAUGAGUUUAGACUACCAACCAAACAGGAACUUGAUGACGAGGCUUUGCGCCCACCUGAUCUUCCCAAUCUCCAAAGGAGGAUUAAAGAGAUUGUUCGUGUUCUUUCAAAUUUUAAGGUUUUGAGACAAGAUGGGUCAACGAGGAAGGAUUAUGUUGAACAGCUUAAAAAAGAUAUAUGUUCGUACUAUGGCUACAAUGAGUUUCUAAUUGGUGCUUUAGUUGAGAUGUUUCCAGUUGUUGAACUUAUGGAACUGAUUGAAGCCUUUGAAAAGCCGCGUCCUAUAUGUCUGAGGACUAACACACUGAAGACACGCAGACGGGAUUUGGCGGAUGUUUUGAUAAAUAGAGGAGUAAAUUUGGAUCCAUUAAGCAAAUGGUCAAAGGUUGGACUUGUUGUGUAUGAUUCUCAAGUGCCAAUUGGUGCCACCCCUGAAUAUAUGGCUGGAUUCUACAUGCUUCAAAGUGCAAGUUCUUUUUUGCCUGUGAUGGCCUUGGCCCCUCAAGAGAAGGAACGUGUUGUUGAUAUGGCGGCUGCGCCUGGUGGUAAAACAACUUACAUUGCUGCCCUCAUGAAGAAUACUGGAAUUGUUUUUGCAAAUGAAAUGAAGGUACCAAGGCUUAAGUCACUAACUGCGAAUUUGCAUCGUAUGGGUGUAUCAAACACUGUGGUCUGUAACUAUGAUGGAAAGGAGCUUCCAAGGGUUUUAGGUGUCAAUGUUGUCGACAGAGUAUUAUUGGAUGCCCCUUGCAGUGGAACUGGGGUUAUAUCCAAAGAUGAGUCUGUUAAAACCUCUAAAAGUUUGGAAGAUAUACAGAAAUGUGCCCAUCUACAGAAGGAGCUCAUUCUUGCUGCAAUUGACAUGGUGGAUGCUAAUUCCAAAUCUGGGGGAUACAUUGUUUAUUCUACAUGUUCAAUUAUGGUUGCUGAGAAUGAAGCAGUUAUUGAUUAUGCACUCAAAAAGCGGGAUGUUAAACUGGUUCCUUGUGGACUUGACUUUGGUCGUCCAGGGUUUAUCCGGUUUAGGGAGCAACGCUUUCACCCAUCUUUAGAAAAGACAAGGCGUUUCUACCCCCACGUACACAAUAUGGAUGGAUUUUUUGUUGCAAAGUUGAAAAAAAUGAGCAGCUCAAAGCCAAGUGUAAACCCAUCAGAAACAUUGGAGAAUGAAGAAGGUACUAAGCUUGUGAACGAAGAGGAUAAAUCAAGCAGUGGCAUCAAAGUAAAUGGGAAUCUAUCUUCUGAAUCCGAAUCCAAAAAGAUGAAGAAAAGGAAACUCUCAUCAAAACCAAGUAAUGGCCUAAAAGAAAAUGGCAAAGAAUCUUCUGAGUCUGAACCCAAAAAGAGGAAUAAAAGGCAAUUUCCAUCUAAGGAGGAGAUUUCAAAAGCCAGGGAGGAGAAGAGAAAUGCUUUAAGAGAAAAAAAGAGAAAAGGCGGUAAGCAAAAGAACGGAAAAUGAUUGAAGAGCAGUAGCAAUAGAAGAAGCGUUGGUUGUAAACUGUGGAGUUUUAGAGCAGAAUUGAGUCAGAUUCUAACAGCAUGGGAGUGCUGGGAUGAUUGCCGUAAACGUGUGUAUCCUUACAUCAGUUGCAUGCCCCAAUCAUAGGGCCCAAUUUUGUUUUGUUAGAGAUUAUAUAGCUAAGGUAUAUUUUAACUCCCAUCUACAAAGCUGUAAAAAUUAGAAACAAUUUUCCUUCUCUUUUGUGGCAUUAAUUAAUUUGAUUAUAUUUUCUAAUUAUUAUCUUUAUUGUCCUGCCCGUUAGCUAUAUCCUUUGUAAGGAUUGCACUUCUUCAAAUGAUAUCACGGUUCCAAAGUUUGUACCUUCACUGCUAAGUUCACGAUUAUGUUUUGAUAUGAGAUCUUAUUUGGUACAUCGUUUUAU